AGUUACGGCUAAAGCGCUUCUCCUCAGAGAGGAAAAAGCGAAAGGCAGCUAUUUCGCCUCUAAUUUUUGUCAAGACUUUCAUCAUAUCUACACGUUUCCACGCGCAUUGAGGACAUUAUUGUUGGAUAGAAAAAAAAAGUUGUUUUUAUUCCAUAAUGAGUCUGGACCCAGGAGCUUUGCAUGAUGGCCUCUUUUAGAAACUUUGAUGGAGUAAACGGCGAGAAUCAAGAAUACUACGAUUUGCAAGUUUUGGUUUUAUGACUUUUUUUUCAUCUGUUCGGUUGGGAUCUGUCGCUGGUCACUUUUUUUUCUUCUUGCUGCUGAGUUUCUCGAUGGCGUAGGUGGCUGCGAGAGUUUUUAAAUCGCCCUUUUGGACCAGGAUUUGAUAUUUAUCACGCUGAUGCAUGUGGAUUAUGUGCGUAAAACAUUUCCGAGCGCGUAAAAACGAGUGAAAAGCCUUCAUCAUCACUUUUCGGAGAGAGAGAGGGAAAUAGAGAGAGAGGGGGGAAUGCGGAGAGAAAACGGCGUCUAGAAGGAUGCUGCUGCUUGUACAAUGGAAGUGAAGAACUCUUUUGCUGUUGUUGCGGUGGUUUGUCUCUUCUUUUGCUCCACUUUCAGCCAAGAACUCAACUCCAAAGGCAGGAAUGUAUGCAAAACACCUGGAUCACCAGGAUCAGUGUGCUGCAGUGGAUGGGGGCAGCUAGGGGAUGAAUGCUUGACACCUCUCUGCGAAGGCAACUUCACCUGCAAGGAGAACGAGGUGUGUGUCAGGCCGAAUGAAUGCCGCUGUCGUCAUGGAUACUUUGGAGCUAGCUGUGACACCAAGUGCCCUGCCCAGUUCUGGGGCCCGGACUGCAAGGGGAAAUGUAACUGCUACCCCAACGGCCAGUGCGACGACUUGACCGGCCAGUGUACCUGCAACCACAACCGCUGGGGGCCUAACUGCGAGAAUGCUUGCUUGUGCCAAAAGGGCAAGUGUGACCAAGACACGGGCAAAUGCACGUGCCACCCCGGCGUCUGGGGCCCGCAGUGCAACAACAACUGCUACUGCAGCAUCAACUCCAUCUGCGAUGCAAUGACGGGGCGCUGCAUGUGCAAUCCCGGCUGGACGGGGAGGAACUGUGCAAUCCAGUGCAACUGUAACAAUUCACCGUGCGACCAGUUCACGGGACGCUGCCAGUGCCGAGAGAGGCUGUGGGGCCCGCGCUGCGAACGCUACUGCCAGUGCAUCCACGGCAAGUGCAACCAGGCGGACGGCUCGUGUACAUGCACGCCGGGCUACCGUGGGAAGUUCUGCAGGGAACCGUGUCCUGCUGGAUUCUAUGGUCAAAACUGCAGGAACAGAUGUGGGCACUGCAAGGGCCAGCAGCCCUGUAAGGUGACAGAGGGACGUUGCAUCACCUGUGACCGAGGCUGGAACGGGACACGCUGCGACCAGCUCUGCUCAAAAGGCUUCUUUGGCGAAAAUUGCCAGGAAGUGUGUCCGACUUGUAAAGACGGCCACCACUGCGACCCCAUUCAUGGCAAGUGCUCUCACUGUAACCCCGGCUGGAUUGGGGACAGGUGCGAGGUGCGCUGUCCCAACGGCACAUAUGGCGAGAACUGUGAAAACAACUGCAGUCACUGUUUUAACGGCAUCUGUCACGUUGUCACCGGAGAGUGCUUGUGUGACGCUGGAUUUUAUGGCACCUACUGCAAUAUGACCUGUCAACCUGGCCAGUAUGGAGUGAACUGCAACCAAACCUGCUCGUGCAAUGACAAGAACUGUGAUCCUGUGUCUGGCGCUUGCUUCCUCCAGCCCAACCAGCGGAUGGGUGUGAUCGCGGCGGGGACCCUGGUCUCCUUCUUGCUGAUCGUCCUCCUCUCGCUGCUCUGCUGCUGCUGCCUGUGUCGACACAAAGACGACCACAACAAAAAAGCCAAGCGGAUCCUGUGCGGACGAUUCAGCCGAAUCAGCACUAAACUUCCCCGUAUUCCACUGAGGCGACAGAAACUGCCCAAAGUAGUCGUAGCCCACCACGACCCGGAGAACACCUUCAACUGCAGCUUCAUCGAGCCCCCCUCGGUGGCCGAGCAGCCCUCCCCCUCCUCCUGGUCGUCCCAGGAGUCCUUCUCUUCCUUUGAGAGCGGAGACGAGGGGCCAGUUUACUGUGUGCCCCAUGAAGAAUCUGUGAACGAGAGCAAAGAGAAGCGCAGCCCCAGCCCGGCGACAGAGAAGCUGGAAGCCGUCCCUGAUGAGGACGACGCCGGAGAGUACACCUCGCUGAAAGACACCAGCAUCACAAAACCAGAAGGCAGCGAGCAGCCCCUGCUCAAGUCCUCCGACAGCGAGGGCUCCACCAGCGGCUCCGAGUCCACCACCGCGGCCCUCUACGCUCGCAUCGCCCGCCUCUCCAAGCAGUCCAAGGAGGACGACGGCAGCGGGAAGGAUGGCGACGGCACUCCGACACCGGAGGCUAAACGCAACGGACGGCCUCCACCUUCACCUGGCAAACCCAAACCACGCCCACCAGACCCGUCCACCAAGCCCAAGGUGUCGUGGAUACACGGAAAUACUACGGGGGCGCCCCAGCCCGAGCAGCAGGGGCAUGGGGGAAUGAAGUCCCUUUCGGUGCCGAAGGAGAAAAAGAGGAGCUCAAGCGACGGCUCGGCCAAGAGCGAGGAGCGCCAGAAAAUGAAGGAGAGAAGCCGCGAGCAGAAGAAACAAGACGGGAAGGAGGCGGACGCCAACGGCUCCCCCAGCAAACACAAACCUCUGCGAGGGAAGAAGUCCGGGGACGAGCACAGCAGUCCCAGCCACAUGGAGCACAUUAACGGCGUGGUUCAGAACGCCCUCAAGAAGAUAAGUAACUUCCACAGCUCCUCGUCCGAGAAGAAGAACGCCGACAGUCCAAAGGAGACCGCCAAGGAGCCGCCAAAGAGCCCCAAGGUGAUCCACCCUCAUAUGAACUCUGAGGCGGCCACGCUGCUGGCCGCUCAGCUCAAGGAGAAAACCCAAAGCAUCAACAGGAACGAGGGGACGGGUCUGACGAAGACAAACGGGCUCUCCACGCCAAAAGGACACCGGGAGAAGCCGACGCCCCCGCAGAAAGCCAAGAGGACCGCGUCCGGCGGUUUUAGCUCCACCAAGCCCCUGCUGCCCACCACGAGCAGCCUCCAGAAGAUGGUGGCGCCCGUCGCCACCGACCUCGGGAACCCCGACGCCAAGAGCCCGGAGAAGCAGGACUUGAACGGCUCGAGGGCAGGGGACCCGACGUUGGAUACCACGCCAAAGAAGACGCCCAUGAAAAAGCCGCCCAGGAAGAAAGGCAAGGAGGGCACUUUGGAUACAUCGGAAAGUAAAACACCCCAGCAAAAGACAGCCAUCAUGCCACCACAGGUAGUGAAAUAAGCGUUUUUUAAAAGACAAACGGCGAAAGCUUUUGAUGGAUUCCAAAGAGACUAAAAUGGAUUUGUUGGAAGGUGAACCAAAGUAGUUUUUCAAUCGAGGAGUUUUAACCUUUUCUGUGUGAGUGUGCUGCGACUCCAGGACCAGUCGAGAGUGAGAAAUGCUUUUAAAUGGAGGGCGAAGUUGAGUCGUAUUGGUGAGUUGUAUUAUAAUGACCUCUAUACACCAUAGUAUUUCAUUUCAAGAAUCCUUUUUUUUUUUUUUUUUUUAUGUAACAAGUAUGUAUCAAUCUCACACCACAACCUGUGGCUAAGCCGGACACAACUGUGAGAACAGUGGUGCACAGACAUAAUCCAUAGUUCAUUCAUCUCUAUUCCUCUGCAGUACGUCCACCACUAUAUUUAUAUACGGAUUUCUUUUGAGGUUGCAUAAUUUUAAUUUGCUAUGCAGGUGCCGGAAAGAUACCUAUUUUUUUUUUAAUGUACGCUCUCCAAAGGUACUAAGGGUACUAAAAAUAACAAGAAAAUGAGAUCCUGUGAGGAUUGCAAGCUAUUUCGUUUCUGUUUGUUUGUGGACCAACAUGCAUAAAUGCAGUUCAAUACCUUAAAUCACCCUCCUCCUUCUUUAUGUCUAGGCGGUUCUUUGCAGGUGAGGAUCUACUUAAUUAUUGUCAAUUAGGAGCAUAACUUUUAGUCUGAGUUGUUGGAGAACUUCUUGUGCAAAGAAAAGAAAGUUUUUUUAUUUCCCUCCUUUUUUUGCUGCAGGAGCAAUUUCCAGGUUGAUAUACCACAUCAUAAGGAGCGCUUUACCUUAAAGAACUAAAUCACCCCAAAGUGCACAGGUUAUGCUAUAUUUAGCACUCAAUUGUGCUUGUAAGUCACCUUUAAUUCCUCACUGAGCUAUAGCAUUGGGUCUCAAGGGUUUUCCAUACAGAAAGGUUACAUUUUUGGAUUUAAAGUCUUUGCUCCCUUUGGUCCGACUCCGUCAGACAUGGUUUGUUGAAACCCAAACAAGCUCUUUGAUCUUUCUGCAAAAGGGGCUGUUUUUAAACCUCUUUCAUACUUCGGCUAACACCAAAUCACCAGAAUGUGCUCUUACUGUAAGUUUUAUUCAGUCAGCUAAACCACUAAACCAAAAAUGAAAUCCCAAGCUAUCCUAUGUCCUCACUUUAUGUCAUGCUUAUAAAUCACUUUAAACUCACUUUCUUUCUUUCUUUCUUUCUCUGCAACACAGCAGCCUCUGCAGUUUCCCCCGUGCUGUAAAAUCAGAUGCAAUGGAUAGUUUUGUAAAAGUCACGACUGUUAGUAGUAUUCUCCACAGAUCCAGAGUACAAAAGGAGAUUGCCAUGUGUCUUUAUCUGCUCUUUCAGUUUAGUCGAGAAACUAGGUCAAUAUCACCAAUCGAGCUACUCCCAUUUCUCAUGAAUUUGUUUACGCCAUCGGGGUAUUGUGUGGAAAAAAAAGAAAACCCUGUCAAGGUUGUUUUCUCCCUUAAGGAUCAUAUUAUCUUAUGCUAGUAGACUCAAAGUAACAGGGUGCUUUAAUUCCAUUUGUUAAAGGGUAAGGCUAAAUGGUACCGUGCCUGGAGUGUUGAAAUGUGCCUCAACUGUGGAUCAGUUUAAGCAAAAGAAGAA
This is a messenger RNA of Centropristis striata (black sea bass), 5021 nucleotides long. It is a transcript of the gene scarf2, whose product is annotated as scavenger receptor class F, member 2. The coding region runs from base 554 to 3391 and encodes 945 amino acids. Gene Ontology annotation, molecular function: scavenger receptor activity. The transcript is spliced from 11 exons. The record is from RefSeq and is a predicted model, not a curated record. NCBI's taxonomy places the organism in Eukaryota, Metazoa, Chordata, Actinopteri, Perciformes, Serranidae.